UGUCAAAGUUUCAGGGCCGUGGGAAUGCGCCAUGGGGGUGAAGUGUUCGCCUGAAUUUCUUGGUGGGGAGGAAUAACUGCCGCUUCUUUCAUAAAAUGGCAUUUUAAUCCCUUUUCUGUUCCUGUUGGACAAAUGCUGUCAAAGUUUAAAAAAAAAUUGUUUAUUUACGUCUUCAUUUUUGAGACCGUCCAGAACCUGGCGUUAAUGAAGAAACCUGAUACAGACACUGGCGUCGAUUUGUUUGAAAAUGAAGGUGCGGCUAUGUUUAAAGUUGUGUCGUUUGACACACCAACAGGAGUAGUGCUUGCGAUUACCUUUGCAAGCAAAGUGAAAAGUAAUUACAAAAUUAAUUGGAAGGCUGUGCAGCAUGAACACAAGGAAAGGGUACUUGCAACAGAUAUUGAGCAAUGCAAAGAUAAACUGUGGUGCAAUACACCAGGAGCUCCUUAUAAUUAUGUUGAAGUCAUUCUACAAAACCUCGAUGGCACUAGGAAAUUUAUAAAAACAGUUAAUAUUGAACCACUUACGUAUCGAGGAUAUGAUCCUGAAGUAUUUAAUGAGAAACAUGGCUGUGAUGCUCAUCCAUGCAUGAACAAUGGAAAAUGUGUUUUAAAACCAGAGAGCACUCUUGGAUACGUAUGUAUUUGCACCUCAGGAUAUUCUGGAGACAACUGUCAGUGUGCUAAUAGCAUAAAUACUUCUACAUCUUCAUUUCUAACUUCUGGAUGCAUUGUAGUAUUGUUUCUCCUCAUUGUUAUAGGCUUCCUUAUCUACUUGCAUUUUUUCAGGGAAAGGAAGCAUAAAACCACAGAAAAAACAACAAAGACUCGAAAGCCGCAUUCAAAAAUGUCAUCCAAAGGUCCUAAACACAAAUCUUCAGAGCCUACAGAUUCCAAUUACGACGAUACAGAAAUUCCUACAAAAAAUGAAGGAAGCAGCUCACCACAUGGAACAAGAAAGCUGAUGGAACUGGACCCUCAGAGGACGUCAGAUCUGAUUGUACAAAUCAAGAGCCCAAUGAAGAGAUGA
Messenger RNA from Carcharodon carcharias (great white shark), 1029 nucleotides. RefSeq lists its product as uncharacterized. Lineage: Eukaryota; Metazoa; Chordata; Chondrichthyes; Lamniformes; Lamnidae. Bases 133 to 1029 code for a protein of 298 amino acids. The transcript has 8 exons. The record is from RefSeq and is a predicted model, not a curated record.